AUGGCCACACAAGCCCUCGCGAACUGGUCCGUGAACCUGACCUAUGCUUCCCUACCAUCCGAAGUCAAAUCCGCCGCUGUCCGCAGCUUCUACAACUGGGCUGGCUGCACAGUUCAGGAGGGGGGCAUAGAUGUUGACGCGAUGCACGCUGCAUUAUUCAAUGGCAUCGCCUCCCAUGUCCACGACUAUGAUGAUACGCACCUAGAUACUAUCAUCCACCCAACUGGGCCAGUAGCAUCGGCAUUGCUAGCGAUAACCGAGUCACUGGAUCGCCCAGUCACCGGGGAGGAAUUUAUUACUGCGCUUGUUGCGGGUGUGGAGGCGGAGUGUAAGGUUGGAUUAGCGGUUUGGCCUAGCCACUACGAUGUUGGAUGGCAUAUCACAAGCUCAACGGGCGCGAUAGGCGCUGCCGUAGCCGUCUCAAAGCUCCUUGGCUUAAACGCUACCCAAACAGCACAUGCAAUCGGCCUUGCUGCAACACAGGUCACAGGACUACGAGAGAUGUUUGGCUCGCACACGAAAUCUUUCCAUCCGGGCCGAGCCGCUCAGAAUGGGCUUGUAGCUGCCGUUCUUGCAGAAGAAGACUAUACUAGUUCUACGCAGGCACUCGAAGCGGAACGUGGCUGGGCAAACGUGGUUAGUAGCUCCCAUGAACUCGAUGUGCAGAUCGGCAGUCUUGCACCCAGUGGACGGUGGGAGAUUGUGCAUAAUGCAUUUAAGCCAUUCCCCUGUGGGAUUGUGGUGCAUCCCGUGAUUGAUGGGUGUAUCUUGCUACAUGAAGAGCUAGAACGCUCUGGGUUGUCGAUUGAUCAGAUUGUUGAAGUUCAGGCGGAGGUUCAUCCCCUCGUUCUUGAGCUGACUGGUAAAACAGCGCCCAAGGAUGGGCUGGAGGGGAAAUUCAGUGUCUAUCAUGGUGGAGCGGUCGGACUAUUGUUCGGGAAAGCUACGCCGGCCCAGUACGAGGAUGGGGUCGUUACUGAUUCGCGGGUUGUGGGGGUGAGAAACCGGAUUAAAGCUAAGAUUAACGAGAAUUUCAAGGCUGAUGAGUGUCAUCUUACUGCUUUGCUGAGGAAAGAAAGUGGGGAGAAUGUCACGAUUGAGAAGCAUGUGAGUCAUGCGGUGUGGAGCUUGGAACGACCCAUGACGGAUGCUCAAUUAGUCCAGAAAUUCGUCGAUCAGUGCAUUCCUGUACUUGGUCAAGAAAAGACUGGGAAAGCCAGUCAAUGGUGUUGGGGUUUAGAAAAACAGUGCGACGUCCGCGGUAUCAAGGCAGUGCUGUAA
This is a messenger RNA of Penicillium longicatenatum, 1281 nucleotides long. Its product is annotated as MmgE/PrpD family protein. The coding region runs from base 1 to 1281 and encodes 426 amino acids. Gene Ontology annotation, molecular function: lyase activity. The record is from RefSeq and is a predicted model, not a curated record. The transcript has 3 exons. NCBI's taxonomy places the organism in Eukaryota, Fungi, Ascomycota, Eurotiomycetes, Eurotiales, Aspergillaceae.